UCCAAUUAGUACAUUCUAAUGCUCUUCUUCUUCUUCUAACCCACAAACCCCAUUUUUCUUCAGAAACCUUCAGCUUUCCAAUACAGAAUGAGAAGUAAGGGGAUAUUACAAUGAGUGAAAAGUUUCCAGGUGAUGCAGUGCAGAUUGUGGCAAUGGCAAUCUUCUUUUCUGUCAUAUUGUUAUUUGUGGGAAUUGGGUUCUUGAUCUUAGUCCAUGUUUGGAUUGUUGGGAGGGCUUUCAGAAGAGGAGGGUUUGGUAAUGGCUCUAUGGUUGCCAUGGCCAGCAGUACAGGUGGCACAGCAAGCAUGUCCAAAGAUGACCUAGAAAAGCUUCCUAGCUUUGAUUAUGUAGCCAAUUGGGACAAGCCAGGUAGCCCUGUGGAUUGUGCAGUGUGCUUGGACAGCUUCAAGAUGGGCGAGAAGUGCAGGCUGUUGCCUCUGUGCAAGCACAGUUUUCAUGCUCAGUGCGUGGAUGCAUGGCUUUUGCGGACACCCAUUUGUCCCAUUUGCAGAAGCAGGACUGCUGAGCCCCAGAAAGAAGGGCCUGUUACAGAUGCUAGCGUUGACCUGAGGGAAAGUCAAACAACCGGAAGCAGGCAUUUGAGUGACAUUAGAAUUGAAUUGAGGGAGAACCAGACAACGGAAAGUGGGCACCUGUCUGUCAUCUAAGUGAACAUGUUAGCAAUGAGUUUAGAGAGCCAAACUCUGAGCAUCUCCCAAUCAAUGAGGCUGCAUAACAUGAUUUCACAUGCAAUACAUGCCAAUCCUCUGUGUAUAUACACAUGUAAUAUUUUAUACACCCUAUUAUUGUCAGCUAAAUUUAUUCUUUUUGGCUA
This is a messenger RNA of Prunus persica (peach), 835 nucleotides long. Its product is annotated as RING-H2 finger protein ATL39. Lineage: Eukaryota; Viridiplantae; Streptophyta; Magnoliopsida; Rosales; Rosaceae. The record is from RefSeq and is a predicted model, not a curated record. The transcript has a single exon. Bases 111 to 668 code for a protein of 185 amino acids.